AUGGUUUCGUUUCUACGACUAAUGGUUGUUGUCAUAGCAAUCAUCUUUUAUCAGCUUGAAACCGUAACUAUGUAUCCAUAUCCAUUUACUUCCCUAGUUGCUCCGAUAAACAAACAUAUCGAUGCCGCUAAGCCUCUCUAUAGCGUUGAGAUCAUGUCCAAAAACGAGAACGCUGAUUACCUGUUUAGAAACUUACUUAUCGAUAUUGAAGCCCCUCUCACAUGGCACCAAUGCCUCUUGAAAGAUUCACAAGUUGGACCUUUUUUUUGUCCUUAUGACGAUACGCUUUGCAACUGGCCGCUUGGCUGCAACGAGGAUCCGUGCGCGCAAUUGCAGGUUGCUGAUUCGUACCAGAACCCUUCCUCGUGUCCUAAUAUAUACAAUGUACCUAGGCCACGAAGCGUGGAUACAUGUGCAUGCCCGGUCAACGUACUUGACCCCGUUACGGGAUCAUGUGACGUGGCAUUUGUCAAUUAUGACCAUUUCACCAUGCAUACAAGCAAAGGUGCAAAUUUUUUAACUGAUUUGCACACUGCUUACCCUAACGCUGCCUGCGCUGAUGAUUCAUCAGAGGCAGCGUUUGAAUUGUUCCCUGCCAACGUUACUGGCGUCAUGGCACUUUCAUCCUCGCCUUAUGUCUUAUCAAACACUUUAUAUUUUCCGCAUGCAAAAACAAUAGCUAUGUGUUUACCUAGCACAUUGUCAUCUUCUGGAAUUUUAUUUAUCGGAAAGGGUCCUUAUUACCUUCUUCCCCAAUCUGAUGUUGAUGUGACGACUUACCUUUCUUACACUCCACUUCUAGAUCCUCAAACGACGUUUGAAUACUAUAUCGGUGUAGAUGCUAUUGUUAUCAAAAAACGUUCUAUCUCUAUUCCACCGAAUACAACCGCCAAACUUAGUACAAACAAUCCUUACACCAUUCUUAGAACCGACAUUUACAGUAGCCUGAUUCAGAGGGUUUCAAAGGUUACAAAAAAAAUCCCUCGUGCGAAUCCUAUCGCACCGUUUAGCCUUUGCUUCAAAACCACCUCCAACAAAGAUCCAUCAAAGGUUAGUAGUAUUAAAAUCCCUGAUAUCGAUUUUACUCUACAAGGUGGGAAGAAUUGGACCAUGUCGACGACUAACACCGUGAAGCAAGUAACCAAAGAUGCGGCAUGCGUGGCGUUUGUCGAUGGUGGUGCGAUGACGAGUAGUGGGCCUGCAAUGGUGAUAGGAUCAUUUCAGUUUGAAGAUAACUUUGUGGUGUUUGAUGUGGAGAAUUCCAUGUUCGGGUUUAGUUCUUCUUUGCUACGCAAGCAGACUUCUUGUUCAAACUUCAACUUUACCAUCACAAAGAAUUAA
This is a messenger RNA of Erigeron canadensis, 1341 nucleotides long. RefSeq names its product chitinase CLP-like. Lineage: Eukaryota; Viridiplantae; Streptophyta; Magnoliopsida; Asterales; Asteraceae. The record is from RefSeq and is a predicted model, not a curated record. Gene Ontology annotation, molecular function: aspartic-type endopeptidase activity. Bases 1 to 1341 code for a protein of 446 amino acids. Gene Ontology annotation, biological process: proteolysis. The transcript is spliced from 2 exons.